Molecule: messenger RNA, 216 nt
Organism: Lottia gigantea (owl limpet)
Lineage: Eukaryota; Metazoa; Mollusca; Gastropoda; Lottiidae
Exons: 1
Cellular component (GO): extracellular region
Molecular function (GO): peptidase inhibitor activity
Source: RefSeq, a predicted model, not a curated record
GUCUUUACUUCAGUAGAAUGUAAAAUGUCCAUUUCUGUUUUUACAGACAAACCUGGUAUAUGUCCUACUGUAGAAAAUGGUACAUUUGGUAUAGCAGUUGAAAUGUGUUCAAACGAUUUUGAUUGUGAAGGUCAUGAGAAAUGCUGUAGCAAUGGUGCUGGCCAUGUCUGUCAACAACCUGUUCCUAAACAAUCAGGUAAGAAGACUUCCAAAUGA